Messenger RNA from Loxodonta africana (African savanna elephant), 3194 nucleotides. It is a transcript of the gene PROSER3, whose product is annotated as proline and serine rich 3. NCBI's taxonomy places the organism in Eukaryota, Metazoa, Chordata, Mammalia, Proboscidea, Elephantidae. The record is from RefSeq and is a predicted model, not a curated record. The transcript is spliced from 11 exons. The coding region runs from base 424 to 2148 and encodes 574 amino acids.
CCGAUCCUUUCCCAGGAACCACAGGGGACCUGGGGAGGACCAAAGGGUGAGGGCGACACAGCCUAGCGGCAGGUUCGCUAGGGUCUCGAGUCUCUCGGGCUCAAUCGCAGUAGAACUACAAUUCCCAAGAUGCCUCAGGGCCUGUGCCUCACUUCCGGGGAUCCGCCUGCCAGUUUCCUCCACUCAAGACAGCCUCUUUGUGUAUGGUCUCCUGGAUCAGAGCCACUACUGGCCAUCCCAAAGCCAAACCUGGUGCCUUAAGGCCUUGAGUCCAUCCUGGUCCCAGAGAUCCAAGUUCUCAGCAGUUCCCAAGGCUCUAGCCACAGCUCCCAACUCCCCUGAGCUGUUCAAGGAGUCCUGGCCCUACAGCUCAGGCCCUCCAGCUCAGGUGAGGAGUUCCCACCCAGCACCUCUAAGGCACAGAUGGGGGUUUCCCCACCACCUACCCCAGUUGACAGCGGAGACUCCGUGGUGGCAAAGUACAUAAACCGGUUCCGCCAGGCUCAGCCCACAAGCCGGGAGGAACGCCAGCCUGCAGGCCUAACCCUAAGUGACUUUUGGUGGCUGAGACCCGAGUCUCCAGGUCCCAGCAGUCAACUCACAGCAGCAGGGGCCAGUAAGCAAGAAAGAAGACCCAGCACAACAGUCCCAACUCCAGCCAAGGUGACCAGCACAUCCCAGGCUAUGGAACUCCUUCAGGAAAGAAAGCAGAGCCUCAGCGCAUGGGACUCACCCCUGCUGGACCUGGAGACGCUGAGCCUGCAGAGCAGAGCCGCCAGGCUGCUGGAGCGCAGCCAGGCCUCCAUCUCCUCCUCCCUCAGCCCCAGUGAUGCCAGCAACUCCUCACUCCCCGUCAGCUCUGACGGCCUCUCACCCUCCUCAGUGACCUUUACUCCCGACUCCAGCGAGGACUCAGGCCCCAGGAUACCCGCAACCGUGGCAACAGCCCCCACCCAGGCUUCAGCUCCGGUUUCCUCAAGGGCAGCCCUGCGGCCAGAGGAUGACAUUCUGUACCAGUGGCGACAGCGGAGGAAACUUGAACAGGCUCGAAGGGGAGAGGGUGAUGGACCCUGGGUGCUGUCCAGGACCCCUGCCUUCACCACUCAGGUCCCUGUUCCUACCUCUGUACAGACCACUCCUGCCCCUGCGGAGACCCUUGGGCUCCUGGGGAACCAGCCAAGCUGUGUCCCCGUGUGGGGCAGUGUGGCCCAGCCCAGUGCCCCGGAGGCCUUCUGCGUGGCGAGGCCUCCUAUUCCUCCGGGGUCCUCUCCACACAUCUUCUGGGACCCCAGCCCCCACGGGUUCUUCUGGGUCCCGCAGCCUGGCCCCUGGGUACCUCUCGCAACAGUCCCUCCGGCGCCGCUGUCCUCCACCCCUGCCCCCCCUGCGGCCCCCCAAGGCCACCCCAGCCCUGCAGGCGGCAGCCCCGCCCAGCCCGAGAGGCAAGACCCCAAGCCUCGGAGGGGCAGAGCCUCGCGCCGGGAGCCUGCUGGGCCAGUCGCGGCAGCUAGCCCAGGACCUGGGCCGCAGCUCAGGGGCGCCCUGGGCCAGGUGGUGGCGGCUCGGCUGUUCCCCGACGGCUUGGAGGGCACGCCGCCUCGCCUGCAGGGCCCGCCUGCACCUGAGGCGGAAUGUCCCAAAGUCAAGGCCCCACCCGCUGAAGCCGGGGUCCGGGCCCGUCAGUCGGAGGCCAGUGCCCCUCUGUCUGAGACACAGUUUCCGCAGUCGGAGACCUCGCCCGGCUGGUCGAAGCCCCAGCCUGAGAAGACCUGGGCCCCGCCCCGCCCCGUGGAGUCUGCCGGAGCUUGGGGUCCGCGCCCCGAGGCCCCGACACCCGUGCUCCAGGGGGAGCCUCCCGCGGCCCGGCCCGCCGCUGACCCCACGCCCUCGGAGGACAUGCUGUCUCAGGCUGCGCGGCUCCUGGAGGCCGCCGAGGACUCAGACGGCAGCGAGUUCCAGGACGACCCUGUGCUGCAGGUGCUAAGGGCUCAGAAGGUGGAGCUGCGGCGGCAGAAGAGGGAAGUGGAUGCCAGAUUAUCCUGCUUGCUGGGCCACAUCCAGGACCCGGGGCCUUGGUCCCCUUCAGCCAGGUCCCCAAGGAGGCAGCAGCGAAGGGAAGGAGCCUCACUCCAGGGUAGACGACUUUGAGUUGUACAAAUUCUGUUUUUUUCAAUAAACAUUUUUUUCAGGUUACUGGCUGUCUGAGAAACAGGUGAUUGUAGAAAGGUACAAGGGUCAUGCUAAUUUAGGGAGACCACCCCAUGGCUCUGACCUGCUUCCCCACCCUCCUUCCUGACCACUGAAGCAGAAUCUUCUUGGUGGCUUGGUAGUCCAACCCAGUCUUCAGGCAAGACUGGGACCUACUUUUAUCUGACUCAGUUUAGGAGCGGGUCUUCCUGUCGCAGAUGGGACCACAGGAACUGCCCUCUGGGCAUGAAGCUAUUAGGGUCAUUAGCGCGUUGGGCAAUGGUCAUGCCCAGUCCACAUCCCGCUUGAGCUAGCAGCCACAUUUGGUGCAGCUGAGCCCCCACUCUGAGAAGUAUUUCCUUGCUGGCCUCCAGGAUCCCACACUCUCCUCUCCCCUCUGGUGGUCCCUCCUCAGUGGCCCGGGGACCCUGGCGUCUCCAGCCUAGACCAGUCUUGAGCUCCAGGCUCCCACUUCCUGCUGUCUGCUUGACAUCUCCACCAGUGGCACGUGGGGAGGGGGGUUCUAAGAGCAUCACAAACUCAGCGUGUCAUAAACUGGGCUCCUUGACCUUCCACCUAAACACAUCCCUCCCCCGCUUUUCCCAUCUGUGUCAAUGGCAGCUCUGUCCUUCCAGCUGCUCACGCCAAAGUUCUCAUAAUCAUCCCUGACUCUUUCUCACCCCUGCAGUCAGUCAACUAGCAAAUCCUGUCAUAUUUCAAUGCCUUUAAAAUCAACCCAGAAUUCAACCCCUUCUUGCCCUCUACUGCCCUCUUCCAAGUCUGGGUUACCAUCUCCUGUCUGGGCUAUUGAAAAGCCCAUUUUUGUUACUAUAAAAACAUUUCUGCAAUUCUCAGACAUGUGGUAGAGUCUAUACCCCUUCUUCCUGAGACCAGGUGGGCUUGUGACUGUCUCAACAAAUGAAAUGCAGUUAAGAAAACGCUGCUUAACUUUCAAAGCUGGGUUAGAAAGGUGAUAGUUUCCACAUAAUUCUUCUUAGAGCCUUGUG